Molecule: messenger RNA, 1968 nt
Organism: Liolophura sinensis
Lineage: Eukaryota; Metazoa; Mollusca; Polyplacophora; Chitonida; Chitonidae
Product: carbohydrate sulfotransferase 11-like
Exons: 3
Coding region: 24-1307 (427 amino acids)
Biological process (GO): carbohydrate biosynthetic process
Cellular component (GO): membrane
Molecular function (GO): sulfotransferase activity
Source: RefSeq, a predicted model, not a curated record
UUAAUUUAAUUACGAAAACAAAGAUGAUCGGGAUGUGUCAGCAGGUGGGUCCCCGCCUGGCCUGGGGUCGAAAACUAGGCACGAUAGUUUUCGGGCUGUGUUUGCUAGUCUACAUAGCUGCCAACUUCGGACCGCUGAAACAGUAUUUACAAGAGCAAGAAGGCGAUAGGGGUACAAAAGCUGACAUACAGGGUGUUUUCCGCGGCACUGAGGACGAUGGGUCGUCAGGAGGAGCGGAGGCUGGCGAUACUUACAGCAUGCAGCAAGCUAGGAACGCAGAACGGGUUUCACGCGUGCGUGAGGUGUGCGAUGCGCUAGGCCGCCCGACAAGCACACAGGACACGCGAAGUCGCCUCCUUAUCGUCCGCUCGCGCAAAUUCGCAAUUUGUUACGUGCCCAAAGCCGGCUGCACCUUUUGGAAAAGACUGAUUCUAGCCUUACAAGUAAACAAGACGGACAUAUUUGAGUUUACCAAGAAUCAAGCUCAUUCACAAAGUAUAGAUUCUGUUUUGAAGAUUCCAAAGUUUGAUGCCGCCUACAAGUUCCUGUCGGAAGCUACUCGAGUGAUGUUUGUUCGAGAUCCAUAUUCCAGAUUAUACUCUGCUUACGUGGAUAAAUUUUACCUCGGCGACUUUUGGGCGAUGGGACGUAGAAUAAUACAGCUAGUACGUAGAAAUGCGACAAGGGAGUCUCUAGCCUGUGGCCAUGACUUAACUUUUGAAGAAUUCCUAAGGUAUGCCCUUAAGGUGUCGGGUGAUCAAAGCGUUCAAGGCCCAGAUGAACACUGGUUUCCUAUUAGCAAACUCUGUCAUCCGUGUACAUUUGAUUACCACAUCAUCGGUAAGCAGGAAACCUUCUCUGAUGACAGGGACUACGUGAUGGACACAGUUGGCAUCAGCGGCUUGGUGAACCUAUCAUCAACGACGGAAAUACUAGCUCGCGAUGGCAUGAAACAGACAGUUGACAUGGCCUGGGAUAAACUCGCUAAGUGUAUGUCCCGUAAAGACUUUUGUCGGAGAAUGUGGACAUCAUACAUAACGCAAGGAUACAUACAUAGUUCUCAGAGCUUCCCUGAAGAGCGCAUCAACCAAAAUACGAGCAAGGAAGGAUUUUUAAAGCUGGCCAUGGAGGCUUACCACCAAAAUCCACCUACGGCCGAAGAACGAAAAAAGCAACGACAGGAGGCAAUGAUAAACGCAUAUACAACAGUCUCACCGAAACUAUUGGAGCAAAUUCGGCAUGUUUAUGAUCUGGACUUUCAGUUGUUUAAUUAUCCUAUCAGACCCGACGAGUUGUUCAUUCGCUGACUUGUUAAUGGGUACACAAUUUUUUGUGGUAGAGGUAUUAAAUUAUUUAUGAUUUCAUUUUGGUUUUAUUGAGUACUAAGAGCAAAAACAUCAAGCUGUUCCUUUAUUCUACCUGUUAAACAGGUAUCAAAUUUUAGUUUAACUGAGUGAAAGGUUCCGGUGCUUUUCAGACACUGAGUUAUAAAAUAACUUGCCUUGUUAUAACACAUGUACAGGGUUCUUUUCCUUGGAUAAAAUUACUUCACGUGGAUUUAAGGAAUUCGUAAUGUGGCACCCAGUGACGUCAUAUACGUGACAGCUGCAGUGUACAUCGCUAAAUUGUGCUAUAUCACAACUACGUUUGGCCAAGUCUUGAGUUGUGCCCCUUUGUAAUCCAUUUCACGUGUCGUAUGGUACAGUGAGUUUCCUAUGUACAUUCUGUCUGGUGUUCGUCAUGUCCCAAUGUACCACGCUAAGCCAUAGUAUGUGGCACCUAUGUUUAGCCUUGAGUUGUGCCCCUUUGUAAUCCAUUUCACUAGUCAUCUGCUAGUGGGAUUCCCCAGUACACGGUGUCUGACAUGCCUUGUGUACAUGGAAGAUUGUGGGGAUCAACACGCAAUGUUAUAUGCGAGCCCAGUAUACAUAAGCUGUCUCGGGCCGAGAAAUCACGACGUUACACUAG